This is a messenger RNA of Ooceraea biroi (clonal raider ant), 4950 nucleotides long. RefSeq names its product centrosomal protein 164 (gene Cep164). Gene Ontology annotation, molecular function: protein binding. The record is from RefSeq and is a predicted model, not a curated record. Lineage: Eukaryota; Metazoa; Arthropoda; Insecta; Hymenoptera; Formicidae.
AUGAGCAUCUCUCAAGACAGCGCCGCUACCAUCGUGUGCAGGGAGGUGUUCGACGAGACCUCACAUCCGACGAACGAAGAGUUGCUGGAAUAUGCAAAACGUCUGGGAAUUGAUCCCGAUGCGGAACCGCAGCUUCUGGAUUUGGCUCGCGAGGGUCUCAUGGCGGCCCUGCCCAAAGGCUGGUCUCCGUGCUUUCACGAGGCCAGCGGGGCCUGGUAUUACUACCAAGCAUCCACCGGUACCACUACCUGGGAGCAUCCCCUGGACGAAGUUUACCGGGGACUCGUGGAGCAAGCUAGGGCUGGAAACAAGCGGCAAAUGAGCCUCGAGGAAGAUUCGAAGGCCACGGCAAAAGACCUCGAGUCUCACGAGGACGUCACUCUGCCGAAGGAAACCGUCACUCCGCGAGAUACUACGCCCACUACCCCGAAGGAGACCACCACCAAGGAGAGUGGUGCGCAUCCCAAACCCGGCAUGGCCGGAACAAAAAUACCGAUGAAACUAGCGCCUCUGCGUAAACUGGAGAGGCUCGACGGCUCGCGCAGGAAGGAUCGUCCGUCGUCCUUCGACAGGCUGCAGUCGAGGCGAGAGAGCGACUCCAAGUCCGACAACAUGUCCCUGUCGAGCGACCGCGCGGCUCGGGACUACACGAACCUGAAGUUCCAAGACCCAAGGUUCUACGAAUGCCCAAAACUGUUGGAGACGAGCGGUACCACGACCACGACGACCACGACGACUACGGCACCUGCGAAGAAGGAGCUGGAUCUCAAAGAGGUGCUGAAGAGGUCGGAGUCCCUGAGCCCGUGGCACGAGAAGGACUGGGAGCAGUUGUCGAGCAAGUUCAGCUCCGAGGAGAACAUAAUCGACAUCGACAAGCUCAGCGCCAGCACGCUGGCCAGGCCCGAGAAGCUCGAGAAGUUUGACAAAGAGAAACAUCCGAGCCAGCUGGGCCAGCAGAAGGAGCUGACGCUUAGCGGGGGUGGCUCGAUGUUUCUGAAGAGCAACAGGAGUAGAGACACCACGCCCAGCCAGGACGGCGGCAAGUUGGAGGAUUUUCGGACGUUGACCAUCUCCGACGAGAUGAUCAAUAACACUGUCGGUGAUAGGCCCAAGUCUAUUUUAAGGGAGAAACAAUUGGAGGAUGAUGACCGACCAUUGGACGAAGAGCGCAAGAGCGUGCGCUUCGACCUGGAAAAGGAGAUCAAUAUCAAGUUCACGUACUCCGAGUCCGAGGAGGAUUGGGAAUCCGAAUCCGAGGAUAAAAAUCCGCGGACAUCGGCCGUAAUCAGCAAUAAAAUUACCGGUUCCAUUCUAUCGCCGCCAAUCAACAAGCCGAUCUCGCAAGAUGUCGAAGACGAGAACGAAGCCGACAACAAGAACGACUGUCCCGAGAAGAACGAGAAGGACCGCGACAGGGCGGAUCCGGAGAUCAACAGGCGGCGUCUGUCGCUGGAGAAGCUCGAGUCGAUGUCGAAGAAUGCGAAGAUCGUCGGCAGGCGAUUCCUCGUGCAGAACGUUUCGGAGAACGAGCAUCGCAGUCAGAUGACGAGGAACAGCCUGGAGAGAGACAGCAGUCUGGACUGCCUGUCGAACAAACUGAGCGAGAAGGUGAAGAACAUCGACCUGAUGUCGAAGAGUGAGACGGACUGCAGCACCAUAAAGAGCAGCGACUCCGAAGAGAUACGCAGAGCAAGGUCGAUCAUCGAGAAAGCGAGGCAAGUGGCGAAUCGUUUGUCAAAUCGACAAAUCGACGACGAUGAGUCGUCCGACGUGUCAAGGGUGGGCCAAACUUACGCGCAGAAGGAACGGUUUGUUCGGCCCAAGCUCGAGUACUCGCGCAGCAUCGAUGACAUGAAGGUGAAACUGAACCGGGAAUACGAGAGAGAGAUCGAAGCUUUCAAGAUCGAACUCGAGAUCAAGCUGCAGGAGAGAAAGAAGGAGCUCGAGGAGAACUUCACGCAGCAGAAGAUUCUCAUACAGCAAUUCUUGGAUCAGAGGUUGGAAGACGUGAAGCAAGAAAUGACGCAGAAGGAAGAACAAGAGAUUCAAGAGUUGAUCGCCGAGAUGGAUCAGGUCAGGAUGGAGAACCUGAAGAAAGUCCGUACAGAAUUGGAGGUCUGCUACGAAAAAGAGAAGCUAGAGAUGUUAACUAAUCUAAAAACGGAACUCGACGAGAGAAGAAGAGAGCUUCUGGAGCUGAGGAAUCAAGAAAUGGGUAAACUGGAGAACGAGCACGAGCGUGACCUCGGCGAGGAGAAGCUUGCGAAGUUAAACGAAUACGAGUUGAAGAAACAGCACACCGAGAGGAUCGAGGCCUUGAAGAAGGAGCUGGAGAAGGAGUUCGAGGAUUUACGAAACGAAUUAAGAAUGCAGCAACGAGAGAAGAUCACCAAGUUCACCGAAGAUCACGAUCAGUGCCUAGCUGAGAUUCUUCGUGAUUUCAGAAUGGACGAAUCUCUCGCCCGUAAGAUGUACAAGGAGCGUCUGGAGGAAAUCCGCUCGGACUUCGCGCGCGACGCCGAGAAAGAAGCAAGGAAGCAGACGGAGCGGGUGCUGCAGCAGGAAAGCAUCGACUUCGAGAAGUUGCGCUGCGAGAAACGGCUGUUGCAGGACAAGUACACGGCGCUCAAGGAGAAGUACAUGAAGCUGAAGAAUGACGUUCGCCUUGCGGUCGAAAGGAGGAGCAGGAGGAAAGAGGGAUACACCACGGCCUCGGAGACCGAGAGAUCGGCGUCGACCAGGACGAGGACGGAGAAGACCGAAUCGUCGGAACAAAAUACUCCGCUGAGGAACGCGCACUCGAGCCCGGUAGCAAACGCGAAAUCGCAGGAGUGUCAGAGCGCGAGCGAGCACAUCGAUGACGAGCAGAACGAUCAGACGGACAACUCGAGGAGUCAGAAGGGAGCGGCCGCAGGGUUUCAGACACACAGCGCCGCUGAUUCGACGAAGGAUGCAGCGAAAUUCGAGUCCGACGAUACUACCACCGCGAGCGAGAUGAACGCCAGCAUGAUGAUGAUGAAGAAGAAGAAAAGCUUCAGCAAGAAGGCCACGUCGGGCGCAGGUCGCUCAAGUGGCAGCAAUAACAACAACCUGGAGAACCCCGUGGAGAACAUCAGGAAACAGCUGAAGAAGCUGGAGGACCUCGGCGACCAGCUGCCGAGUAACGAAACGGCCUAUACAGUGCGAUAUCCUUUCCAAGAUAAAGCGCCAGCGAACGCCUCUUCGGAGCUGGAGUUCUUCCGACACCGGAUCCAUGUAGAGAGGGACUCGGUGAGGAGGGCUCGCGAGGCGCUGAGACAACAGAGAAGUGCCUUUCAGGGUAGGCAAAGGGCGUGGAAACAACGGAGUGCGAGGGCCACUUUGGAACAACUGGUGCAGGAGGAACGUGAGCUCUCCGACAUGGAGGUAAGUCUGCAUCGCACCAAAAGCCUCCUAGGCGAGAAGGUCAUACAUCUGAGACACUUGGAACGGUCUCUGGAACGAGUGACGAGCGACAAGCGGAACGAGAACGACGCGUCUUCCAUAAAGAACGAUGAAAUGACACUGAGCGACAUGUCGAGCGCUAGCAGCGGUUUCAGCUCGACUGAUUUAGGAACCGACACUUUUAUAGAUAAGCCGGAUCAUUAUCAAGAGUCGACCGAGAUCAUCGCGAGUUUAGAGAACCUCAACUCGGAGAUACGAGAGAUUUGGGACGUCUUGAACAAGCGCCAAGACAGCAACGUACAUCCAACACCGGCUCUCAUGUACUCUUAUCUGCGAUGGCUGCGGUUUCAUCAUCUCACCGCGCAGCCUAAUAGUAUGCAAGGUGCCUUUGGUACUCCGAACAUACAGUCUAACAUCCUGUCUCAAUUGACCGCUGCGCAACAUCCUACUACUACGACACAGAACAUCAUCGCCCAGUACGGUCCUAACAGCGGCUUUACCACUAGCGUCGGUACGGUCGAGAGAAACGCCCCGAACUUGAUGGAAAGGACCAGAAACCUCAGGGAUUGGCUGCGCCAGGCUCGCGUCGAGACCACCGACUUGAUCAGCCCGGGUCAGGCGACUCUUUAAAUCGAGAUCGGCAUCUGUGAAAGAAAAGUCUUCUGUCUCUAAAUCUCUCUCUUUCUGCGAGGUUCAUCAUUGUUCUCGUGAUAAUGACUCUGAGAAUCGUACGACUAGUCGAAGCGUAUAAGUGUUACCACUUAAUUAGCGAUAUAUAUAUAAUACGUAAUUAACGUGAUAUUUUUAUAGCAUAGUUCGCAUCGUGCAAUGUAUUUUACGAAUCGAUUUCUUUCACGUAGACUGUAGGAUUUGUUAAGGAUUUGUUGAUCUUGAUUGAAUCGAACAGUUUUAUGAUCUCUCGUCGAAGAUCGUCGGAUCUUUCCGAAGUACGAUAGUCCUAUUUGAAUCAUGAACGUACACGCGAGUUUUGUCUGGACAGUUUAUCAAUUUUGCGCUCGCUUGUUGCUCUGAAUUGGACAUUUCUCUUUUGCUGUUUUUAAAUGAUGAUGAAAAACAGUGAAGAUACGUGUCGUUGCGAUUGAUAAUUCAUACGUGAGCGAGAAUAUGUUUACUGACAACAUGCUCUUUCAAACUCAAGUUUGAAUUACAAAUUUGCAAUUGUAUUUCAAAACGAAUUUAAUCAAUUCAAUCGUUUGAAUUUUAUGUUGCAUGAAAUUGGAAACAUUGGAAAAAAUUGCAGCAGUCUUCCAUUAUAAAACCCAAUCAAUUUAUUUGUAUUGAGAAUAAAAUAUUUUUUCAACCAAAUAAAUAAACAAAUAAAGAAUAAAUAUCCAACCAACCGAGGGAAGAUCGUCAAAAAUAAAAAAGUUAUUUGUUUGAAUAAAAUAUCAUUUUGAAAACAAAGAAAUUGAUCGAUUUUUUAUAAUAAAAGCUACUACAAUUUUUCAUAUCGUAUUAAUUAUCAAAUUUCAGUAGUACAAAGUAAUCAACUCCAGAAUAACUACC